Messenger RNA from Acaromyces ingoldii, 3234 nucleotides. RefSeq lists its product as hypothetical. The transcript is spliced from 7 exons. Bases 1 to 3234 code for a protein of 1077 amino acids. The record is from RefSeq and is a predicted model, not a curated record. Gene Ontology annotation, molecular function: ATP-dependent chromatin remodeler activity; zinc ion binding; nucleic acid binding. Lineage: Eukaryota; Fungi; Basidiomycota; Exobasidiomycetes; Exobasidiales; Cryptobasidiaceae.
AUGCAGAGGAAUCUUAGCGAAGACAGUAGUAGCAGUAGCAGCAAAGAUAUCGGGAAAUGGGGCAAGAGACUGCUGGGAACAUUCAUCGUGCCGGCAUGGUCGCUCAGCAAGGGUCCUAACUACAUCAAGCAAGGGGACAAGGUCAUGAUCCAGAGGCAAAAACCCAAGCCCCUCCAGGCUCAGCCGACCAAAAUCACGAAAGCAGGCAAGAAGCAGACAACGCUGAGCUUCGGGGCAGCUGCGUCUUCGGUCAAGAAAGUCAAGCAGAAAGAGGACUAUAUUGUCAGAUUCAGCAACAUGAGAGGCUUCGAAGUGGGGAGAAUACCAAGUGACAUUUCAGUGUGGAUGUCAAAAGUGAUGGACCACGACGUAGCACAUUUCGAGGGAUUCGUCGUUGACUGUCCCUCCAGCCUUACAGUAGGCUGUGAUCUGCUCCUGGAGAUCAAGGCAUACAUAUUGCGGUCCGCCUUUCCAGAGUCGCUUUCCGAAGGAAUCUCUUUUAGGGAUGGCCCCGAUGCGCUCAAUGGCUGGGGCUCAGAGACAGCUGAAUCAGCCGACGAGAAACGACUGCGAGAACGCAAGGUCUCGCUAGUUCGGCUGUUUCGAGCAUGCACAUUGCGUCCCAGUUUAUCAAACGACAUCCUCAAGUCUCAUCGUGGCAGCGAGAAUCUCGACAGCGAAGCUAUGAUGGAGCAGUACGGUGACGUUUUGGCUUCGCAGAAGCCGAGUCCGAAGCCAACAUCUCACCCACCCAUCUUGGAGGGGCCCAUCGAGGUGGAUGGAGAGGAACAAGAAGAGAAUGAUGGGACAGAGAUGGAUGAUGUACAGCUCGAGAAUGUCUACAGCAAGGCGCAGCUGCACGACUCUUCGCUGCCAGAGGUGGAACCCGCGGAUGGAUUCGCAUUGACGCUGCGCCCUUACCAGAAGCAGGCACUCGGUUGGAUGCUCAAGAUGGAGGAGCCGCAGGGCAAGAAGAAGAACAAAGACUCGCGAGAACAGAGUUUGCACCCGCUCUGGGAGGAAUAUCGGUUUCCCGUCGACGACGAGCGCAUGGACCUGCUGGACACGGCGACGGGCACCUUUUACUUCAACCCAUACACGGGCGAUCUCAGCCUCAAGUUCCAACACUCCAGUCGAGGAGCUCGCGGUGGAAUUUUGGCAGAUGAAAUGGGUCUGGGAAAGACCAUCCAAAUGGCAUCUUUGAUCCUCACCAACCAACCAACGGAGGAGCAAUUGGAGGAGGAGCGCCAAGGUGCAGAUCAGCAAGAACAGGAACAGAAGCAAGAUCAGGGCAAAAAGUAUCGUCAAAUGUCCCUGGCAACCUCAUUUGCCGCUGGGAGCAGCACGUCAGACGUUGAUCGGCGCAGGGCUAUGCUCAAGACGUCUGCCUCGGAUGGGAAGGUGACACUGGUUGUAGCGCCCAUGUCUUUGAUCGGCCAGUGGCGCGACGAAAUGGAGCGGGCGAUACCCUCGAUGACUUCGAUGCUCUACUAUGCCGAAUCGAAAGGCGACCUUGUCGGAAGGCUUGAGGGAGGAAGCGUCGACAUUGUCAUCACUUCAUAUGGCACCUUGGUAACGGAGUACAAGCGCUUCCUAGACAGCGGAGGUUCUGGCUCCAAAUAUCUGGCGAACAAUUGCCCCCUGUUUGCGGUCGAGUGGGUCCGAAUUAUCCUAGACGAAGCGCACAACAUCAAGAAUCGAGCAACGAGAAACUCGAAGGCGUGCUGCGAGCUCAUGUCCAAGCGCCGCUGGUGUCUGACCGGCACGCCCAUUGUCAAUCGCUUGACAGACUUCUACAGCCUGCUACGCUUUCUCCGGGUUGAACCAUGGGGCGACUUCAGCUUCUUCAACUCCUUUAUCUCCAAGCCGUUCGCUCAAAAGAAUCCGCGGGCCCUCGAAAUCGUUCAGGUCGUCCUUGAGUCAGUUCUCAUGCGCCGCGAGAAGAAGAUGAAGGACAAAGAUGGCAAAUCCAUCGUCGAGCUGCCACCAAAAGUGACUGAGGUCGUGCGUCUCAAAUUCAGUCCGCUGGAAAGGCAGAUUUACGACAGCGUUUACGACCGGGCCUACAUGCAAUACCAGACCCUGGCCGCUGCUGGGACGAUCUCGAGAAACUUCAGCUUCAUUUUCUCGGUCCUUAUGCGCCUGAGGCAGGCCGUUUGCCAUCCGAUGCUCGUUCUCAAGGGCCCUAAGAAGCUUAAGGAGGCUGAGGAAGAGAAGGAAGAGGACGCCUUGGGAGACAAGGAGGAAGAGCUGAAGCGUCUCAUCGCCGACUAUCAGGCCGGGCUCAAUCAUUCUGAUCCCACCCGAUCUCAGGUGGUAGCCGAUGGGCAGGAGGCGCUCUCGAUCGAGGCACUGCAGGAGUUGAUUCAGCAGCAGCAAGGUGACGGCGAAGAGGACAUGGAAUGUCCGUUUUGCUUUGAGGAGAAGAGCGAGAUAUGCUAUCUGCCCUGCAAGCAUAUGGGCUGCCGAAGCUGCCUCGUCGACCAUUUGCAGCGAUGCGAGGAGAAAGACGAAGAGCCGGCUUGCCCAACGUGUCGAAAGGGACCCGUCUCACCUGCUCAAUUCGUCAGCGCCGUAAGGACGCGCCGCCGCAAAAAUCGCAUAGCCGAAGCCGUCGGGGCCGGCUCGGACGACGACCAAGAACUCCCACCGCCCUCUUCGCAAAAUUCACAGCCUGAAGUCUUCUUCCGACGCAAUGAUUUAAGAAGCAGCACGAAGCUGGAGGCUUUGGUGGAGCACCUUAAUAAUCUCCGCUACGAGGAUCCCAAUUUCAAGGGCGUCAUAUUUAGUCAGUUCACUUCCUUUUUGGAUCUCGUCGAGGUGGUGCUUCGCAAGAACCACCACGCUUUUGUUCGACUCGAUGGCACGACUUCCCAAAAGGAUCGAGAGACUGUCUUGAAGCAGUUUAGCAGUGCUCCCAAGCGCAUGCUCAUGCUGAUUUCCCUUCGUGCUGGAGGUGUGGGCCUCAACUUGGUAGCUGCUAACCACGUCUGGUUGCUCGACUGCUGGUGGAAUGCGAGCACUGAGGACCAAGCUAUCGACCGCAUCCAUCGUCUCGGACAGACGAGGGAGGUCCACGUCCAUCGCUAUCUCAUCGACGAGUCGAUUGAGGAUCGAAUUCUUGCCAUCCAGGCCCGCAAAACGGCACUGGUCGGUGCCGCUCUGGCUGGAACUCGCGGGCCAGACGACAAGUCCGAAGCACUACAGAACCUCGAGCUCCUCUUUUCCGAUUGA